AUGGGGAAAAAAUCGCAUAAAAAGGAACACAAAAAAUCAACUAACAAAAAAAAAAAACAUAGAUCUUCGUCAUCCAGUAGUUCGACAUCAAACAAUGAUCAAUGGGUUGAGAAACACCAAAAAGAUUCAUCGUCUACUUCCACAUCAUUUGCUGCACCGAAAGAGGAACCUGAUAAUUGGAUGGAUUUUGUGUGUAAUACAUCUUCAGAAAUUGAAAAAAAAAUUAGCACAAAGAGCAAAGAGCUAGAAGAAGCUAAAGCUAAAAUGGUUAAGCCAGGUCAAUCAGAACGAGAACUAAAUCCAUACUGGAAAAAUGGAGGAACUGGUCUUCCACCACCAAAGCCAUUAAGUGGCAAUAAAGGUUUCCUCAAGCCUAAAGUAGAUGAUGAUGAUGAUCAUCACUAUAAAAAUCACCAACAUACUAAUUAUUCAAAAACUUCUUAUGGUCGUCAAUCUUGGAAAAAACACGACCGCAGAGAUAAUAUAAAUGAUACUAAAUAUACUGCUUCAAAACGUGAUAAUGAAGAAAGACAUAAACGACAUAGAGAAUUUGACGAAAGAAAAGAAGAAAGAGAUAAACGCCAUAGAGAUUAUGAUGAUGAAAGAAACAGGCAACAUAAAGAAUAUGAUAAUGAAAGUAAAGGAGAAAGGGAUAAACGCUACAGAGAACACGAAAAUGAAAGAAAAAGUACCAGAGAUAAAUAUUCUAGAGAAUAUGACCAUAAAAAAGAUAGAAAAAGUAAAAAUGACAAAGGAUCUGACAACGAAGACAAAUACACAUCAGAUGAUGGAAAAUAUGAAGAAAAGACAAUGUCAAAAAAAUAUUCAGAUAAUAAUGAUAAACCUAAAGAACAUAAAGAAAGUGUUGAAAAGCCUUUAACUGAUUCUGAAUUAAAUGCACUAGCUGCAAGACAAAUAAAAGCAGAAAUAAUGGGAAAUAAAAAACUGGCUGAAGAACUUAAACAAAAAUUGGAAUUAGCGCGAGAAUAUACAACAAAACAGAAUUACAUCACAAAAAAAACAAAUCAAAAAGAAGAAGAAUUUGUAUUACUUACUAGGACUUCAUCCAAAGGUUAUAGUUAUCCUGUUAAACAAGCACAAGUUGAUAAAAAUGAUGGUAAGAAGAAAAAACGAGAAAAAGUAUUGACACACGAAGAUGGUAAAAGAGUAAGAUACUUUGAUGAUGAUGAUAAAUAUUCAUUAAAAUCUAUGUUUCAAAAAGAAAUGACAAGUACAGCAGAGGAUAGUAAUAUGGAGUUUGUAAAUCUAUCGAGAAAGGUUAAUGCUAGAGAUGAUGAAGAUGAUGUAUUUGUAGAUCGUGCAUCAGAAAAACGGUCUGCCAAGGCAUCUGAGAGGGAAAUUAAACGAGCCAUUGGUGAGCAUAAACGUACAGAAAAAAUUUUAAACUCUUGUCGUUACUGCUUUGAUAGUGAAGAAAUGUUAAAACACUUAUUUAUCGCUAAAGGAGAAAAGUGUUAUCUGUGCUUGCCAUCUUACAAAUCCUUGACAGAAGGGCACUGUUUAAUUGUACCAAUAUACCACUAUGCGUGUGCAACUGAUAUUGACGAAGAUGUUUGGACUGAAAUGCAGGUAUUUCGAAAAGUAUUGACUACCAUGUUUAAAGAUCAAGAUGAAGAUGUAAUAUUUUUUGAAAGUGCAAUGCGACUAAAUAAUAUGCCUCAUAUGAUAUGGAACUGUGUGCCUGUGCCGAUUGAAAUUGGUGACACUGCUCCAAUAUAUUUUAAAAAGGCCAUCUUAGAGUGUGAGACAGAGUGGGCUAUUAAUGUAAAAGUCGUGGACUUGAGUAGUAAAGACGUACGUAGAGCUGUUCCCAAAAGCUUACCCUAUUUUGCUGUUGAUUUUGGGAUGCAAGGUGGAUAUGCUCAUGUCAUUGAAGAUGAAAAAAUUUUCCCGAACAACUUUGCUGAGGAAAUUAUUGGUGGAAUGAUGGAUUUAGAUCACAAUGCAUGGCGAAAAAGGCAAAAAGAACCAAUUGAAGAUCAGUUGCAAAAAACUACAAAAUUUCUAGAAAUAUGGAAAGAUUAUAAUUUUACCAAAGCUUAA
Molecule: messenger RNA, 2064 nt
Organism: Macrosiphum euphorbiae (potato aphid)
Lineage: Eukaryota; Metazoa; Arthropoda; Insecta; Hemiptera; Aphididae
Source: the annotation of a GenBank genome assembly